Hipposideros armiger (great roundleaf bat) is the source of this 1215-nucleotide messenger RNA. It is a transcript of the gene ZFPL1, whose product is annotated as zinc finger protein like 1. Lineage: Eukaryota; Metazoa; Chordata; Mammalia; Chiroptera; Hipposideridae. Bases 102 to 1040 code for a protein of 312 amino acids. Gene Ontology annotation, cellular component: Golgi apparatus. The record is from RefSeq and is a predicted model, not a curated record. The transcript has 8 exons.
GGCGGAGCGCCGUGUCUGUCCCUCCGCGCCUUGGGCCAGCGCUCGAGCCUGUCGGGACCCGUGCCCGGGUGGAUCAAUAACACGGAGAGUGGGGGUCGACCAUGGGGCUUUGCAAGUGCCCCAAGAGGAAGGUGACCAACUUGUUCUGCUUCGAACACCGGGUCAACGUCUGCGAGCACUGCCUGGUAGCCAAUCACACCAAGUGCAUCGUACAGUCUUACCUGCAGUGGCUCCAAGAUAGCGACUACAACCCCAAUUGCCGACUGUGCAACAUACCCCUGGCCACUCGGGAGACCACCCGCCUUGUCUGCUAUGAUCUCUUCCACUGGGCCUGUCUCAAUGAACGUGCUGCCCAGCUGCCCCAAAACACAGCGCCUGCUGGCUACCAGUGCCCGAGCUGCAGUGGCCCCAUCUUCCCGCCAGCCAACCUGGCUGGCCCCGUGGCUUCUGCACUGAGAGAGAAGCUGGCCACAGUCAACUGGGCCCGGGCAGGACUGGGCCUUCCUCUGAUUGAUGAGGUGGCGAGCCCGGAGCCCGAGCCCCUCAACACCUCCGACUUCUCUGACUGGUCCAGCUUUAAUGCCGAUGGUACCCCUGAACAAGAAGAGAUAGCCAGCACUUCUGCUGCCCCAGCCUUCUAUAACCAAGUCCCCCGGCCCCCCGCUUCCCCAAGCCGUCCCGAGCAGCACACGGUGAUCCACAUGGGCAGUUCUGAGCCCUUGACUCACGCCUCGGCCCCGAGGAAGGUGUAUGACACACGCGAUGAUGACCGUGCACCAGGCCUCCACGGGGAUUACGAUGAUGACAAGUACCGUCGCCGGCCUGCCCUGGGCUGGCUGGCCCAGCUGCUCAGGAGCCGGGCCGGGUCUCGUAAGCGGCCUCUGACCCUGCUCCAGCGGGCGGGGCUGCUGCUGCUGCUGGGGCUGCUGGGCUUCUUGGCCCUCCUUGUCCUCAUGUCUCGCCUGGGCCGGGCUGCAGCUGACAGUGAUCCCAACCUGGACCCACUCAUGAACCCUCACAUCCGUGUGGGUCCCUCCUGAGCCCUUGCUGGUGUCUGGGCAAGCCUAGGAACUGGGGGCCUGAGGAGGUGGGGAGGGGAGGUCUGGGGGCCCUUUUCUGCCCCUUUCCCUCAGGCCUGAGACACUAAGAUCCCAAGCCCAAAGCCAAAUCUACCAGAAUGGUUGCAGGCUGGGCCUGGGGUCCCUGCAGAUCAAG